AUGGCGAGCAGCGACAGCAGCCUCGCAGCGGAGAGCUUUGGCUCCGAGAGGGACGAGGAGGCCGCCCUGGGACUGGAGACAGAGGAGGAGUCAGAGGGCGAGGAGGACGAGACGGCCGUGGAAACCGAGGAGGAGCCGGACGGCAGGUUAUCAGACCAGGAUGAAGAGGGAAAGAUCAAGCAGGAAUGCAUCGUGUCUGACCCCUCUUUUUCCAUGGUGACUGUUCAACGGGAAGAUAGUGGCAUAACCUGGGAGACCAAUUCAAGUAGAUCUUCCACUCCCUGGGCCUCAGAAGAAAGUCAGACAUCUGGUGUUUGUAGUCUGGAAGGGUCAACUGUGAAUUCUCCUCCAGGGAAUGUUUCAUUUAUUGUGGAUGAAGUUAAAAAGUCUCGGAAGAAACCACGUAAGACAAAACAUGACUCGCCAUCAUUGCGUCGGAAAGGCAACAAAAAGAGACAUUCUUUAGAAUCCCAAGAAGAUGUUCCAGCAAACCAAAAAGACACUCCUUUAAUUUCAGAAAACCAACCACUCAAAUCUGAGAAAGAGAAGUCAUCUAUUGGCAUUUAUGAUAAAAUGAGAAAAAAGAAAACGACUUCAAAUACACCUCCUAUUACUGGAGCAAUAUACAAAGAACACAAGCCGCUAGUGUUAAGGCCUGUCUACAUAGGAACUGUUGAAUAUAAAAUUAAGAUGUUUAAUUCGGUUAAAGAAGAAUUAGUUCCUCUACAAUUUUAUGGAACACUGCCAAAGGGUUAUGUAAUUAAAGAAAUACAUUAUAGGAAAGGGAAAGAAGCGUCUAUUAGUCUAGAGCCAGAUUUAGGCAAUGUGGAUUCUAAUAUAGCUUCCAAAACAAGUAAAUCAGUGACUGAAAGCAAAAAUGAGGAUAAAGAAAAAGAUCUUGCUCCACCCUGGAGAAAUGUACUCUCCAAAGGAUCAAAAUCCUUAACCUCAUUGAUCAGUCAUGAAGAUCAAAAGAAAAUUCAUGUUGAUUCGCCCCUCAAUGUAGCAUCUGCAGCCAAGCACACCGUGUCCUCUUAUUCAAGUAAUGACACAACAAACCAAGAAGAGAGAACUGGAGAAAUCCAGUUCACUUCUUCUCAGUCAAUGCCACAACAGCCAGGUGAUGAAAUAAAAACCCAUGAAAUAGAGUCUUCAUCUCUUAUGCCUGAUACAUCAACAGCUGUUUUAUUGGAAACAGCAAAGGAAGAUUUUGAGCCUGAUUCACAAGGAACAACAAUUUCUGAGAAUGAUACUUCUGUCUCACCAUCUUUAAUUGAUGAAGGAAUGAAAGAAGAUGUAUAUUCUGCUGAGCAUUCCAUUUCAGUGGAGGCUGAGAAGGACUCUUUGGAGACAGUUUCACCAGGUCUGGCAACAUCCAUUCAUGACAGUUUUGGUACAGAAAAAGAACAACUAGACUUGACUUCGUUAGAAAGGGCAGAACCAGUCUCUGAACAACUGAUCCCUCCUCAUGACGGUGUCAAAGAAAAUAUGGAAGAAAAUAUACCUGAGCCAUCCAGUUAUCUUCCUGAACCACCAGUGUUGGCAGAACCAGAGAAAGAAGAUAUAGAAACUCCCCUACCAAUGACUACUACUCCUGAACCCAAAGAUUCUAAUUUUGUAGAAGAAGAGACCAUAAGACUUGACCACCCAGAAAGUCCAUUAGUUUCUGAGAAGUCCUUCCCAGCACAUUUGGGCUCUGAAGUGAAGGAGGAAAACAAGGAACCUUUUCUACCAUUAUCUGAAGUGGAGGAGGAAAAUGAGGAACCCUUUCUACCAUUAGUGACACCAGCAAUACCUGAACAGGUAGUGUUCUCUGAGGAAGAAAGAGAGGAAACUGGAUCUAUUUCUACUGACUCUGCCUUUGCAUCAGAGUAUUCAGUUCCACAGGAUUUAAACCAUGAACUAGAAAAGAAAGAAAUUGAGCCACUUUCUCCAUCCAUUGUAAAAGGUAUAUCUGAACAUACAGUUUUCUCAGAGGAAGAAAAUGAGGACUUCGAGCCUUCUUCCCCAGCUGAGGUCUCUGUGUCUGAGCACUCUCUCAUAUCACCCACAACUGAGGAGACUUCCGAAUGUCAGUCCCCACUGUCUUCAAUCGCUAUAUCUGAACAGAUGGUCCUGUCAGGAGAAGAAGCCUCAGAAAGUGAAUGUUAUAUGCCUGAUUCCAUAUCUUCUCCUGACUAUUCAAUUCCACCACAUGCACUGAAAGAGUCACAGAAGAAAACAACUGACCAUAACGUCCCAUUAGAAUCAGAAGGUUUUUCUGAGCACAUGAUUCUGUCAGAAGAAGAGAAGGAAGACAUUGGAUCAUAUUUCCCAGAUGUAUCCUCUGUACCUGAACACUCUCUUCCAAAUUCCCCAAGUCAGACUCCUGAAGGCCAAUCACCACCACUUUCAACUGCUACAUCCGAACAGGCGGUCCUGCCAGAAAUAGAAGACACAGGAGGUAAGCAUUUCACGUCAGAUCCAACAAUGACUUCCAAAUAUGCAGUUCCACCAAAUGAAACACAGGAAGUUCAAAAGAAAUUAAUGGAUGAUAUAGCCCAACUCAAGUCAAAAAGUGUUUCUGAACAGGUGAUUCUGACAGAAGAAGAGAAUAAAGACUUUGUACCAUAUUUCCCAGAUGUAGCUCCUCUAUCUGAAAAUUCUCUCCCACCACAUACAAUGGAAACAAUGUCUGAAGGCCAGUCUCCACCAUUUUCACCUACUCCAUCUGAACAUGUGGUCCUAUCAGAAGAGGAGACAGUAGAAAUGGAGCAGUACACACCCUCUUCCAUCUCCGCUUCUGAAUUUUCAGUAUUGCCACAUGCAACACAGGAGUCACAAAAGGAAGAAAUGGUACACAGAUCCCCUUUAAAUCUAAAAGGCACCUCCUCACCUGUGAACUUACCAGAAGAAGAGCAAGAAGACAUUGGACUGUUUUCUCCAGAUUCUGCGUUUGCAUCAGAAUUCUCAUUUCCACCUUAUUCAACUCAGGAAGCUGAGAAAAGAGAAUUUGAGCGUGAUUCUCCAAUAUAUUUAACAUCACCAUCAGAUCAUACCAUUUUGUCAGAUGAAGACACUGAAGAAGCUGAACUUUUUUCUCCAGACUCAGCAUUACAAUUUUCAAUCCCACCAUACAGAGUCCAAGAGACAAAGGAAAGUGAAGUUGAGCUGGACUUGCUGUUAACUACAAUGUCUGCCUCAGGAUCUUCUUGUUUUCCAGAAACAGAUGAGGAGGAAGUUGGAUCAACAGCUUCCACACCUGUACCUGAGCAUCUCAUUUUGUCACAGAAUCAAAAAGAUGCACCUUCUCCUCUGAUGUCUACAUUUGAAGAUUUGAAUAAACCAGAGGAGCCAGAAAUUAAGCUAGAUGCUCAAACAGCCUCAAAAUCUGUAUCUGAAUAUCUGAUUUUGGCACAGAGUCAGAAACUUCAAACAGCUUUUGUGCCUGAGUCUGAAGACUUGGCUCCACCAUAUAGAACCAAUGAGUCAAUGGAGGGCGAGGUUAAAAUAAGUUCAUCAGUAACUACACCACCUGUUUCAUUACCUGCAAAAUCAUCCAUGGUAAAGGAAGAAGAUGAACCUAUUUUGCCUGAAUCUCAGUACUCAAUAUCACCAGAUUCAGUCCAUGCAAUUAAGAAAGAACAGGAGCCCAAAGCAUCAUCCUCUCCAAAAACUGUAAAUGAACAGAUGGCUUUGCCAAAAGUGAGGAAGGAAGAAACUGUGCCUGGUUCUCAAGCAAUCACAGCACAUGUAUCACGGGAUCAAAAAAUGGAGCCUCAGCCUUCAACUGUUCCAGAGUCUGGAAUGAAAUAUUCAGUUGUGCCUGACAUGGUAGAUGAGCCAAAGAAGGACGUCAAGCCCAAUUUAGCUCCAAAUGUGACAUCUGAACUGGAGCAGAGAGUGUUGUCAAACAAUGAGCCUGAAGUAAUAAAACCAGAGUCACCUUUGAAGGAAGCAUCUUUAUCUGGACCUGAGGUUUCAUCAGCAGUGAAAACAGAAGUUAAACAUGAUUUGAAAAUAAGAGUUACACCUAGAGUUCCACAGUCAUCAGGAGAGGAAAAGGAAGUUGAAUAUAGUCCACCUGCACUAUCGUUUUCAGUUUGCUCCGAAGAAAUAAAGAGGGAAGUUGAAUCCAGUUCUUUUACAACCACAUCUGUAAUUAAGCAUGAGUCAAGUUUAACCAAAUUAUCAAAAGGAGAAAUCCCACCAGAUUCACCACUUCCCACCCCUGUGGAACAUCCGGUCUUAACAAAAGUAGUAGAGAGUGAGGUAGGAAUUGGCAUGCCACCACUUGUAGCCUCUAUAGACAAACAUUCAAUUCCUAAAGAAGAUGAAAAAGUAGCAGUUAUAGGUGCUUCUUCUCCCAUUGGAACUACUGCAUCCAAAUGUUGGUCAGAAACAGAGAAGCAAAUCAAACCUGAUUCACCUUCAAGUGCAUCCUCUAUUUCAGAGCACUCUAUUUUAUCCAGGGUAGAAACAGAAGAAAUUAAACCAGGGUUGACAAUUACCCAAACAUCUUCAUCGGUGCAGUCAGAUGUAUCUAAGGAAGCGAGAGUAGAAAAGGAACAAGACCUUUCAUUUUCUGCAGUCCUCAACUCUGAAGGUUUUAUUUCAUCACACACAAACUCUGUGUCUUCCUCAGAGGUGCCAGGACCUGAACUUUUGCUUUCACCCAAACUAGAGGGUGAAAUGAGAACAGAAACAGAGUUCCCUUCAUUACAAAACAUGUCACCUGCACCCAAACAGACAGUUCCAAAAGUCAAAAAUGAGGAACUAUGUUCUUCUCCCAAGCUGGAAAUUUUAGUGCCAGAAGACUUAGUACCAACAUCUACUACAAAACCUGAAAUUUCACAGGUUUCAUCGUGCUUUAGAGAGGAACCUCAGGACCAAGAAAUUGAACCUUUCUCUCCUAAGGGAAUUAGCUUAGGGUUAAAAGAAACAUAUACUCCUCUGGUUGAAGGAGAAAAUUUAGAAGAAGUUCAGCCGUAUACCAUUUCUUCAAAAGGAUUAUCAGAGGAGUCGAACCAUUCAAUCAACUUUAAAAAAGAAGAAAAACAAGAAAUAGGCCUAUUACCAACAACAGAAAAUGUGAAGUUUCAAGUGACUGGAAACAUUUUAGACGAAUUAAAUAAAGAAACCAGCCAACCAGAUUCAUCUCAUGUAUCCCAGAAUAUAAUAGAACCAUCAAAGAUCCCCUCUUCUGAUCUUUUGGAACAAAAGAAGCCUGAAAAAAUGCUUUAUCCAGAUAAAUCCAUCAAUUUACCUGAUGUAAGCAGCUCUUUUGCAAAUAAACAGGAUCUGGGUAGUAAACAACUUUCCUAUGUGAAAGAAAAAUUGCCUUUGGAAGAAUCAAAGUCAUUUGUGGCAACUGAGUUGACAGAUGUUAAAGAAACAAAAAUGAAAGGGCCUCUUAUUUCUCCAAAUGAUGAAAAUUGGAUGCUGGAAAAGCCAGAAAGAGAUUUGGCUAGUCAUCAUGAAGAAAGAAUCCCGGGAUCUGUGCAGCUGGGUUCCUCUGGCAGCAGUGAUCUGAUGACAGGGCAGCUUAAGGUUACUCUCUCAGAUAAAGAACAUACAUACGAAAUCAGAAAGCAGGUUCUGCCACAAGAACCAGCAUCUACUCUAGAGAGUUCCAGUGGUAAUGCAGAGACACUACCAGCUAAACCUUACUCUUUUGAAGAAAUAAAACUGACCCAAGAACCAAAAUCUGUAAUUCCAGCUGGAAAUGUAGACAAAAACAUAGCAGAGGGAAAGCAGAUCCAGUCUCUUGUGGAGAGUGAAAGUUUGUUAUUGGACAAAGCAAGCCCAGAAUUUUCUAGGCCAGACAAAGAAGACAGCCCAGAAGAAAUCAAAUUACCUUCGGAAGAAAUCCUCCAGAAACCACUUUCAGGCCCGUCAGUGCAACCAAUCAAGUCAGAAAUUAUUCCCUCUUCCACCAAAGCAGCCCAUGUCCUAGCAGCAGAAACAAAGUCUCCCCCAAGUAACAAGAACGAAACACAAAGGACCACACCUCUUUUACCUGGAGAGAAGCCAUUAGAAAAAUCAGAAAUGGUAAAAUCACAGGUUGUAGAUAAUGCUACCCCUGAAGUGAAAAUGCCCACACAAAGCAAACCCCUCUCCUCAGUCCAAGCUGAUGGGGCACCUCAGCCCCAAGAGUCACCUGAGGUAACACAAAGGCUGCCUGAAGAGCCUAAGGCAGUUGAGCCGGUCCUUUCUGAAGAAAAGGGAAAAAAAGGAAUUUUCUCUUUGAAAUCAUGGAUGUCCAAUUUGUUUUUUGGAUCAAGCACUUCAGAUAACCAAGUUACCAAAAAAGAAGAUUUAGAAGCACAGCCAAGUCAAUCUUCAGAAAAAGCAGGACCUGUGAUAGAGCCUAAAGGUUCUAUUCUAGACACCCCUGCCGAUUUGAAUACAACUGAGACACUUGCUAGUCAUCCAUUACCAGAGGCAAAACUUCAAGUUGCUGAAGAGUCUAGAGUUUCUGUAGUGAAACUUAGUGACGGAAAAGACUUUAAAGAAAAGCCCAAAUUUUUAUCAAAUGUAGAAGACGUACAACAGCUAAAUUCCAACACUGAGGCAUCUGGUAAGGAUUAUGAAAAGAAAGACACCCUAGAAUAUUCCGAAGAAAUGGACAUAAACGCAGUACUUACUUCUGCUGAUGGCAAGGAACAUCUUGGAAUGCAGCCCUUCAUGGGUGAGAAAUCAGUUCUAAGAGAAGCCAAACAUGUAGUUCCUGUUCACAUCGCUGAUAGUAAAAGAACCCAGAAGCCAGCAAUUGCUCCUCCUUCUACAUGGAAUAUUUCUAUUAUUAAGGAAAAGCCAAGAAGUGAUCAAAAAGAAAAAUCACUCUUUUCAUCUGAUGCAGUAGACCAGGUGCCACAACAGCCAAGUUCUGUUUCAUCCAGCUUCACAAGUAAAAAUAUCAUGAAGGAAUCAGAGACACCAAUGCCAAUGAUUUUGCCAGUGGACGAAUCAAAAGGAAGUUUAAUUGACCUUGGUGAAGACAGACAAAAGAAAGAAAUGUCGAAACCUACUUCCUUGAACAUUUCUGAAGAAGAAGUAAAAUUCAGGUCUGUUAGCCCAACUGAAGACAAAGAUAACUUGGAAACCAGAUCAUAUUCCUUGGCAGAAAAGAAAGUUCUGGCAGAAAAACAAAAAACUCUGGCCCCAUUAGAGCUUAAAGAUAAUAAUGAAAUACAAAAGGCACAUGUUAUACAUGAAUCUAGACCUAUUAAAUUAGAUGACGCAGAAGCUGCUGCUAUGCUGCAAGUCUGUCAAAGUGAAGACCACAAAGAAAGAUCCAGAAUUACUGUUGGUUCUGAGGAGAAGAAAGGAGAAGAAAGAGAAAGGUGGUCACAUAUAGUUUCUGAAGAAAAAACGCAGCAGGAAAUUCAGCCUUCUUUUGUGAACGCAACCAGGUCUGUGCUUGAUGAGCCAGAUAUCUCUUUAGGUCAUUCUUUGGAUGAAACACAAUCGUUUCCAUUUUCAUCUAAAAUUCAUACAUCUGAUAUGCCUAAAGAAUCUGUAUCUGUUUCGGAGCAUCAUUUGGAGACGGAGGAAGAUAUCCACGUCAAUGAGCCAUGCUCUUCAGAAAGCAGCAACUACACUCAAUUUAUAAUGAAUGCAUCAACAAGUAAUACUGAUUCAACUGUUCUUACUAAAGAAAUAGCCAAGGAGUCUGAUGAUGAAUUGACAGUGACUAGUAAGCCAGUUGGACUUUCAGAAGAUCAAAAGAGUGCCUUCAAUAUCAUUUCCGAAGGUUGUGAGAUAUUGAAUAUUCAUGCUCCUGCAUUUAUUUCUUCGGUUGAUCAGGAGGAAAGUGAACAAAUGCAAGAUAAGUUAGAAUAUUUGGAAGAGAAAGCCUCACUUAAAACCACGCCAUUUCACGAUGACAGUGAGACGGUUGCUUGCCAUGAAACAUUAAAGAACAAGUUAUUGAAUGAAAAUAAACCAACGGAAACUCUUACAACAAGAGAGGAAAUAGUCAUAGAUUCAGGAAAUAGUGACAUAGCUUUUAAUCAGCCCACAAUUUCCAGUGAAGAGGAUUAUUUUGAAAAAUACACUUUGAUUGAUUAUAACAUCUCUCCAGAUCCAGAAAAACAGAAGUCUCCACUGAAAUUACAUUUUGAAGAGGAAUUCUCAAAGGAAGUUUCAGAUGAAACAAUCUCUUUCCAAGAAAGUUUAGAGGAAAGUGCCCUAGAACAUGAAAAUGACUUGGUGAAAUUGGAUGAAAGUUUUUAUGGACCAGAAAAGGACCAUGGCAAAUUAUCUCACUCAGAGACCCCAAAAUCUUUGGUUAUCCAAAAAUUUGACAGAGAUGCUCCAAAGGGCAUAAACAGAGAUGCAAGUUCAAAGUCACCGGGGAUGCCAUUAUUUGAUGCAGAGGAAGGAGUUUUGUCACGAACUCAGAUAUUUCCUACCACUGACAAACUCAUUAAUCCAGAACACUUGGAGGAGGCACCUGCGCUUGCAUUUUUAUACAAGGAUCUGUAUGAAGAAGCAGUUGGAGAGGAAAAGAAAGAAGGGGAGAUAGUUUCUGAUGAUGACAGUGUGAAUUCUGAGGCAUCAUUUCCAAGUAGAAAUUCUGACACUGAUGAUGGAACAGGAAUAUAUUUUGAGAAGUACAUACUCAAAGAUGACAUUCUUCAUGACACAUCUCUAACUCAAAAAGACCAAGGCCAAGGUCUGGAAGAAAAGCCAGUUGGUAAGGAUGAUUCAUACCAGCUGGUAGUUGCAGAAGGGGAAAUUUGGGGGAGGUUUGGAACAAAUUUGGAGGAGAGAAGUAUGGAAGAGGAACAGAGAACUGUUUGCAAGGAAGGAGAAUCAGUCAGCCAUGUGGAGAUACUUGAUAAUGUAGAAGCUAAGAGGAAAGCCCCCAUCACUGAAGAAGUCAGGGUGGUUACUCAGAAGAUAAGCUAUGCAGUUCCAUUUGAAGAUACCCACAAUGUCCUGGAGAAAGUGGAUGAAACUAGUGGUGAGGGUAACGAAGCAGGAAAUGCAGCUCCAGAGCUCAAUCUGAAUGUCCCGGUACAAGUGUCCUUCCCAGAGGAAGAUUUUGCAUCUGGUGCAACUUGUGUUCAAGAAAUAGUGCAAGAAGAACCUAAGCUGGUCUCACCUGAGCCACAGGAAGAUAGGCGGCACAAUAUUCCUGUUCAAGAUGACUAUGAAUUUGCUGAAACUCUGGAUUAUGAAGUGGUCACUCAAGACAUUUUAUCAGAAGAACCAUGUCCCGACUCCACACUUAAAGAGGUGUUCUCUCCAGGAAAGCAAUCCACUGAACAUAUCAAUGAAAAUGAAUUUGUGAAGGAGGUGCAACAAAGUAUGUCGGCUGAACAGAAAGAGUUAGGCAGAGAGAGGACAGAACAAGAUCAAUUAUCAUCCGAGUUAGCAACUGAGAAGGCGCAGAGGGAACCGAAAAAGUCCCAGAUUGACUCGUAUUGUUACACAUGCAAAAGCCCAAUUUCUGCUAUAGACAAGAUAUUUGGCACCCACAAAGACCAUGAAGUUUCAACCCUUGACACAGCUAUAAGUGCUGUAAAGGUUCAAUUAGCAGAAUUUCUGGAAAAUUUACAAGAGAAGUCUUUGAGGAUUGAAGGCUUUGUUAGUGAGAUAGAAUCCUUUUUUAAUACCAUUGAGGAAAACUGUAGCAAAAAUGAGAAAAGACUGGAAGAACAGAAUGAGGAAAUGAUGAAGAAGGUUUUAGCACAAUACGAUGAGAAGGCCCAGAGCUUUGAGGAAGUGAAGAAAAAGAAGAUGGAAUUCCUGCAUGACCAGAUGGUCCACUUUCUGCAGAGCAUGGACACUGCCAAGGACACCCUGGAAACCAUCGUGAGAGAAGCAGAAGAGCUGGACGAGACCGUUUUCCUGACUUCGUUUGAAGAAAUCAAUGAAAGGUUGCUUUCUGCAAUGGAGAGGACUGCAUCUUUAGAGAACAUGCCUGCUGCAUUUUCUCUUUUUGAACAUUAUGAUGAUAGCGCUGCAAGAAGUGACCAGAUGUUAAAACAAGUGGCUGUUCCACAGCCUCCUAGAUUAGAACCUCAGGAACCAAAUUCUGCCACUGGUGCAACGAUUGCAGUUUAUUGGAGUAUGAACAAGGAUGAUGUCAUUGACUCAUUCCAGGUUUAUUGCAUGGAGGAGCCACAGGAUGACCAAGAAAUAAAUGAAUUGGUGGAAGAAUACAGAGUGACAGUGAAAGAAAGCUACUGCAUUUUUGAAGAUUUGGAGCCUGACCGAUGUUACCAAGUAUGGGUAAUGGCUGUGAACUUCACCGGAUGUAGUCUUCCCAGUGAAAGAGCAAUGUUUAGGACAGCACCUUCCACCCCUGUAAUCCGCAAUGAGGACUGCACAGUGUGUUGGAACACAGCCACCAUCCGAUGGAGGCCUGCCAACCCAGAUGCCACGGAGACCUACACUCUAGAGUACUGCAGACAGCACUCUCCUGAGGGCGAGGGUCUCAGAUCUUUCUCUGGAAUUAAAGGACUUCAGCUUAAAGUGAGCCUCCAACCCAAUGAUAAUUAUUUUUUCUACGUGAGAGCCGUCAAUGCGUUUGGGACAAGUGAGCAAAGCGAAGCAGCUCUCGUUUCCACUAGAGGAACCCGAUUUCUACUGUUGAGAGAAACGGCUCACCCUUUGCUGCACAUUUCCUCAAAUGGGACAGUGAUCAGCUUUGCUGAGAGGAGACGGCUGACAGAAAUCCCAUCAGUGCUUGGUGAGGAACUGCCAGCCUGUGGCCAGCAUUACUGGGAAAUCACAGUCACAGACUGCCCUGCUUACCGACUCGGCAUCUGCUCCAGCUCAGCUGUACAGGCUGGUGCCCUGGGACAAGGGGAGACCUCUUGGUACAUGCAUUGUUCAGAGCCACAGAGAUACACAUUUUUCUACAGUGGCAUCAUGAGUGAUGUUCAUGUGACCGAGCACCCAGCCAGAGUGGGCAUUCUGCUGGACUACAACAACCAGAGACUUCUCUUCAUAAAUGCUGAAAGUGGACAAUUGCUCUUCACCAUUAGGCACAGGUUUAAUGAGGGUGUUCACCCUGCUUUUGCCCUAGAGAAACCUGGAAAAUGUACUUUGCACCUGGGAAUAGAGCCCCCAGAUUCUGCAAGGCACAAGUAA
Molecule: messenger RNA, 11088 nt
Organism: Chrysochloris asiatica (Cape golden mole)
Lineage: Eukaryota; Metazoa; Chordata; Mammalia; Afrosoricida; Chrysochloridae
Gene: CMYA5
Product: cardiomyopathy associated 5
Exons: 14
Coding region: 1-11088 (3695 amino acids)
Molecular function (GO): protein binding
Source: RefSeq, a predicted model, not a curated record